Molecule: messenger RNA, 3094 nt
Organism: Amphiprion ocellaris (clown anemonefish)
Lineage: Eukaryota; Metazoa; Chordata; Actinopteri; Pomacentridae
Product: zinc finger protein 660-like
Exons: 2
Coding region: 154-1548 (464 amino acids)
Biological process (GO): regulation of transcription by RNA polymerase II
Cellular component (GO): nucleus
Molecular function (GO): RNA polymerase II cis-regulatory region sequence-specific DNA binding; DNA-binding transcription factor activity, RNA polymerase II-specific
Source: RefSeq, a predicted model, not a curated record
CUCGGGUAUCAGAGGACCGUCACUAUUCACAGCGACACCCGGCGGAUUUAAACAAAGAAGCACGAGGAGCGUCAGCUUCAGUGCUGUGUGGACUGAGCUAUGAAGCGCUUGUAUUAUAGUAUGAGUGAGAAAUAUUAGAGCAUUAAAGUAACGAUGUGUUCAGUUGAGUAUCUGAGAGAGUUGAUCAGGGACAGACUAACUGCUGCUGCUGGAGAAAUAUUCACAGAGUUUGAAAAAACUAUCGUCCAGUACCAGGAGGAGAUCGAUCGUCAGCGCACACUGCUGGAUGUCAUCUGGAAACCACACAUCCCCUUACAAUCCAUAGAGCUCCCACAGUCUUAUGUCUGUGAGAAUGAGAAGACUCUCAUUGACCAUCAGCACCAUGACCAGGAGAGAAACUCCAUGGUGCACCAUGAUGACCCAGAGCCUCCACAGAUUAAAGACCAGCAGGAGGAACUCUGCACCAGUCUGGAGCAAUCAAACCCAGAGAUUUCUCAAAUUAAAAUGGAACAGGAAGAAUUCUGCACCAUUCAGAAAAAAACAAACCCAGAGCAUCCUCAAAUUAAAAAGGAACAUGAGAAACUCUGCUACAGUCAGGAGGAAGAGCAACUAGGAUUGAAACAGGAGACUGAUACCUUUGUAGUGACGCCUGCUUGUGAGGAAAGUGACCACAGUGAACCAAAACCAAACAAUGAUCAGCUCCUGUUUCACAUCUCUUGUGCAGCAGGGAGCCCAGAUCAGGAAGGAAGCAAGGAUGUAGACUCAGGAUCAACUAGAUAUAUCAAGCUGAAGUCAAGACAUCACAGUACCAGCAGUCAAAGUAAUGAUGUAGACAAUGCUCCAACGUCAGAGAGACAGCAUGAUAAUGACAAGGCAAAAAAAUCUCUAACAUGCGAUGUCUGUGGAAAAGCUUUUGGGCAGAAGUCAGUUUUAAGAAAACAUCACAGAACCCACACAGGUGAGAAGCCGUAUUCUUGUGAAAUCUGUGGAAAAAGAUUUUCUGACAGAUCAUCACUUAAAAGGCACAUGACGGUUCACGAAGAGGAAAAGCCAUAUUCUUGUGGAACAUGUGGAAAAAGCUUCAAUCGACAGACCCAUUUGAAAAUUCACAUGAGAAGUCACACAGGUGAGAAGCCGUAUGUUUGUAGCACCUGUGGAAAAAGAUUUUCUGACAGAUCAUCACUUAAAAGGCACAUGACGGUUCACGAAGAGGAAAAGCCAUGUUCUUGUGGAACAUGUGGAAAAAACUUCAGUCGACAGACCCGUUUGAAAGUCCACAUGAGACGUCACACAAGCGAGAAGCCGUAUGUUUGUAGCACCUGUGGAAAAAGAUUUUCUGAAAGGUCAUCACAUAAUAGGCACACGGUAAUUCACAAAGAGGAAAAGCCCUAUUCUUGUGGAAUAUGUGGAAAAUGUUUCUGUCGUCAGGACAACUUGGUGACUCACAUGAGAAUCCACACAGGUGAGAAGCCGUACUCUUGUAAAACCUGCGGAAAAAGUUUCAGUCAAAGUCGUCGAUUGAAAGCCCACAUGAGAAUCCACACGUGAGAAGUCGUGAUCCUGAAACAUCUGUGGAAAACAUAACGUGGGAACUUAGUUUGAAACAACAUGUAAGAAUUGGUACAGGUUUAAAGUAGAUCCCUGAAAUUUAAAGCACCUUUCAACAACAAUUGUCAGAAAGUGUGUAAGCAAUCCUUGAUGAUUAGACCAGAUGGAGUCUGGACUGUGGUGGUGGUGGAGCAGUCAGAAGAACCUAACUGAAUAUCUGGAUGGAUAUGGUGUUAGUACAGACUACUAUAUUUCUGAAAUCAUGACAUCUUUCAUCAGCAGAGCAGUGAUUUGAGAUAUUGUGAAGAUGUUUGGAACAUUUUCACAUCGUGCUGAGAGAACAUGGCUGUUCAGGUGUGAACAUACUGCUGGAAUCUACACAGCUUGAGUUCUGCUGUCUUUCAGGUAAAAGGAGGCAACAAGAUACUGAGACAUUGUGACAGUAGAACACAACAGUGUGUCACUGCAGCAGAGAUGUGCACGUGAAAUAAAAUUGUAAUAAAACAUGCAGCUCCAUGACUGCUUCAUGAAAUAUUUUGAAUGUAUUUAAACAGAUGAACAUUUACACGUUGUUUAAUAAUGAGUGUAACAUUGAAGAGCCCCAGCAAGAAUAUCUCUGAAUCAGAUAUCAAAGACAUGACCAACAUUAUUAUGGGUUGAGGUGACACACAAGUGCUUUUACUAGUAGUAGCUGAUACACCCCUGUAAAUGUUAACACCAGAAAUGUUAAAAAAAAAAAAAAAAAAACAGGCACAGCUGUGUUGCAGUUUCUGCUGUUUUGAUAAAGAUCUUGUGCUGUUUAUUUCUUCUUUUGUCACCACAUCUGUUUGUUAGUAGAAUCUCAUUGUGUCGUCAUACAGCACAUUUAAAACAACAGCAAAUGAGUCAAAGUAUUUUCCAGUAGAGAAAUAUGUAAAGAAUUUACUGAACAAUUUUAAAUGAGUCCACAGUAUUAUUAAUUAUAUAAAAGUUCCUGAUUAAUUCACAUAUUAAGUUAAAACCCCUAUAAUAUGUUGUAUAUAAAAGAAGCUGAAAUGACUAACUUAAUGGUUCAGGCUAAUCUACAGUAUGAUACAGUAUAAACAGUACUAACAAAGUGGUGUGAUCACAUUAAAUACAUAAAUGGAACAAGCUGUAAAAUCAUUCUAGAGUUGGAAAACCAAUUGUAAUUCGUAAAUUCACCCGUUUAGCAGAAAGAAAGUGAUACGUGCGUAGCCUUUAGGAGGGAGAGGGAGGCUGCUGCAGGAUGUGGAGCUGAGAUGAUCUGCUGGAUGAGUUGUUCAGGAACGCAGAGACAAGGAGGAACUUGGACAGGUUUGUGUUGCAAAAGUGUGUCGAAGUAAAAACACUAAGAGUCAAAGGAUGUGGAAUAAGCUGCAGAUGAUAAUACAAAAAUAGAUAAAUGAACAGUGUGAGAUAUAUGCACUUACUGGUCUGUAUCGAUCUAGUUUUGUCUUUGUAGCCUUGGUGUUGUUCAGAAUCAUUUUUUUAUAUUUUCUGGUUUAUUUUAGAUGAACGCCAACAACUGUGAUGAGAGACAGAUGGA